Messenger RNA from Aspergillus ochraceoroseus IBT 24754, 3032 nucleotides. Its product is annotated as coatomer subunit beta'. Gene Ontology annotation, molecular function: protein binding; structural molecule activity. The transcript has 6 exons. Lineage: Eukaryota; Fungi; Ascomycota; Eurotiomycetes; Eurotiales; Aspergillaceae. The record is from RefSeq and is a predicted model, not a curated record. The coding region runs from base 211 to 2787 and encodes 858 amino acids. Gene Ontology annotation, cellular component: COPI vesicle coat. Gene Ontology annotation, biological process: intra-Golgi vesicle-mediated transport; endoplasmic reticulum to Golgi vesicle-mediated transport; intracellular protein transport.
CGCUGGAGUCUGUUGUCUGACUGAGUAGGCCAUUCCGGUCGAGUCGUUUCUAUUUUCUUUUUUUAUCCUACCGUUUCAAUUUCACUUCCUAAGGAAGUUCUUUGCAACUCCGGGCUGGGCUGUCUGAGCGGCUCGUGGCCUGGUUUCCCCUCCUUCAUCGAUCUUUCCCGACGCCGCACAUAGUCGCGAUUCUUCGUUCCCCCACACAACAUGAGGUUGGAUAUUAAGAGACAGCUCUUCGCCCGUUCGGAGCGAGUAAAGGGCAUUGAUUUCCAUCCCACGGAGCCAUGGAUUCUGACAACGCUAUACAGCGGUCACGUCUACAUAUGGUCCUAUGAGACUCAGUCCAUUAUCAAAACCUUCGAAUUGACCGAUGUCCCCGUUCGAGCCGGGCGAUUCAUCGCCCGGAAAAACUGGAUUGUUUGCGGUUCAGAUGACUUCCAACUUCGCGUCUACAAUUACAACACCUCUGAGAAGAUUGCCUCCUUUGAAGCGCACCCGGACUAUAUUCGUUCCAUUGCCGUCCACCCAACUCAACCCUUCGUUCUUACAGCCUCCGAUGAUAUGACAAUUAAGCUUUGGGAUUGGGAGAAAGGCUGGAAAUGUGUUCAAGUGUACGAAGGCCAUAGCCAUUAUGUAAUGGGACUUGCGAUCAAUCCUAAGGAUACAAAUACCUUUGCGUCCGCAUGUCUGGACCGGACUGUCAAGAUUUGGAGUCUGGGCUCCCCGCACGCCAAUUUCACACUCGAGGCGCACGAAACGAAAGGUGUCAAUCAUGUCGACUACUACCCCCAGGCCGACAAACCGUACCUCCUCACUACUUCGGAUGAUAAGACUGUGAAGAUCUGGGACUACACCACCAAGGCUCUUAUUGCAACCCUAGAAGGCCAUACAAGCAAUGUUUCCUUCGCUUGUUACCACCCGGAAUUGCCCGUCAUCAUCUCUGGUUCUGAAGAUGGUACCGUCAAAAUAUGGCACGCAAACACCUACAGGCUAGAACAAUCUUUGAGCUAUGGAUUGGAGAGAGCUUGGUGUAUUGCUUAUCAACGUGGAAGGCAGGGUGUUGCAAUGGGUUUUGACGAUGGCGCUGUGGUUGUGAAGAUGGGUAGAGAAGAGCCAGCUGUCUCCAUGGAUGGGUCCGGAAAGAUCGUCUGGGCGAGACACAGCGAGGUGGUCUCGACGGUAAUAAAGGGUGGUGAUUCCAGCCUCAAGGAUGGUGCCCCAAUUUCUCUUCCUACCAAGGAGUUGGGUUCUUGCGAGGUUUAUCCCCAGACCCUAACCCAUUCCCCUAAUGGACGUUUUGUUUCUGUCUGCGGAGAUGGCGAAUACAUCAUCUACACUGCUCUGGCCUGGAGAAACAAGGCUUUUGGCCAAGCUUUGGAUUUUGCUUGGGGCUCAAAGGAUAAUAGCAAUGACUAUGCCAUCCGGGAGUCGGCAACUAGUGUCAAGAUUUUCAGGAACUUCAAGGAAGCAAGUGGUGGUCUUGAUGUAGGUUUCCAGGCCGAAGGCCUUGCGGGUGGUGUUCUUCUCGGUGUAAAAGGACAGGGGGGUAUUGGCAUGUUCGAUUGGGAAACUGGAAACCUGGUUCGACGCAUCGAAGUUGAGCCCAGAGCUGUCUACUGGUCCGAGUCUGGAGAGCUGGUUACUCUUGCUUGUGACGAUUCCUUCUAUGUCCUCCGAUUCUCUAGGGAGAAUUAUGUCCAUGGAUUAAAUGCCGGCGAAGCCGAUGAGGAUGGCGUUGAGUCCGCCUUCGAGGUUGUCACUGAUAUCAACGAGUCUGUCCGAACUGGUCAGUGGGUUGGGGACUGCUUCAUUUACACGAAUUCCACGAACCGCCUGAACUACCUUGUGGGUGAUCAAACAUACACGAUCUCUCAUUUUGAUCAGCCGAUGUACGUCCUCGGAUACUUGCCACGAGACGGUCGAGUGUAUCUUGCCGACAAGGAUGUAAACGCCGUAUCCUUCGCCCUGUCACUCAGUAUGGUUGAGUACCAGACUGUGGUCCUGCGUGGAGACAUGGAACUUGCUGCGGAGCUGCUCAAAGACAUCCCUCAGGACCAGAUGAACAAAGUGGCACGAUUCCUCGAGGGACAAGGCUACAAGGAGAUGGCUCUGGAGGUCGCUACUGAUCAGGAACACCGCUUUGAGCUUGCCCUUGCUCUUAACAAUCUUGACAUUGCCCUUGACAUUGCUCGCGAAGCCAACGUGGAACACAAGUGGAAGAUUGUUGGCGAUGCUGCCCUAUCGGGAUGGAACCUCUCUCUGGCUCAAGAGUGUUUUACGAACGCGAAGGACUUUGGCUCCCUCCUGCUCCUACACACUGCCAGCGGCAGCAAAGAUGGUCUGCGAAAGCUCGCCGAGCAAGCAUCGGAUGCAGGCCUCCACAACGUUGCGUUUUCUACUCUGUGGUCUCUCGGAGACGUCGAUGGCUGUAUCGACCUUCUUGUACGCACCAACCGUCUUGCAGAAUCCGUUCUCCUUUCACAGACAUACCAACCUUCUCGAGCCCCCGAACUCGUCGUCAAAUGGAAAGAAUCCUUGGAGCAAUCUGGAAAGACAAAGAUCUCGCGACUCAUCGGUGUUCCCCCAGGUGCUCCAGACGUUCCCGCGGAUGAUGAAUUGUUCCCUGGGUGGGAUGAAUAUCUCCGGCUGGAGAAAGAAGGCGUUGUCGCCGAACCACCAUCAUCUACUACUCUCAUCGACGUUGAUGUAGAAGAUGCUGAGCCCGAAACGAACGGUGCACACGAGGAGGAAGAAGACGAUGCAGAGGCCGAAGCGGAAGCGUGAGCGAAUCCAUGAAUAUAACCAUAUAAUACCUUAUCCGCCCUAGGGCAGGAUCGCUCAGCCAGUUUUAAUGUGGGUUAUGACAGCAGAAAUGGAAGGUGUAUGGAGGAGAAGUGGAUUUGGAGCUUUCCUUUAUUUUCCAGGGAAAGAAAAUAUCACUCAAACAAUCCAUGACGAUAUGAUGUUCCAUAUAUUUGACACAGCUAUAAAAUUGGCCUGAGGGGAGCACAGUUUUUUUUUUUUUUUUA